Recurvomyces mirabilis is the source of this 621-nucleotide messenger RNA. RefSeq lists its product as uncharacterized. NCBI's taxonomy places the organism in Eukaryota, Fungi, Ascomycota, Dothideomycetes, Mycosphaerellales, Teratosphaeriaceae. The record is from RefSeq and is a predicted model, not a curated record. Gene Ontology annotation, biological process: intermembrane lipid transfer. The transcript has 3 exons. Bases 1 to 621 code for a protein of 206 amino acids. Gene Ontology annotation, cellular component: cytoplasm. Gene Ontology annotation, molecular function: lipid transfer activity.
AUGGCCACACCAGCAUACCCACCCGGUGGUACCUACUUCGACAAUGCUAAGCGAUCUUUCACCUCCGUCCCGAUCAAUGCCAGCAAGGACAAUGCCAUAUCCACCACCGAGUUCCUUGAAGCCGCCGAGUCGCUAACUGGCCUGUUCGACGUCUUGGGUAGUGCAGCGUUCCUGCCGGUGAAGAAGGACAUGACUGGCAACAUCACGAAGGUACGGACACGACAACUAGAAGCCCCGCUGCAGUCCGAGACAUUACAGGAGCUCUGCUUGAACGAGUUGAAGGCGAAGAAGCAUGUCGCAAGCGAAGGUCUUGUCUGGCUCGUGCGUGGUCUCGAAUUCACCUCCCAGGCUCUACGUCGCAAUCUCACAAACUCAAGUGAGGAGCUCUCCGUCUCCUUUCGCGACGCCUACGGCAAGACCCUAAAGCAACACCACUCCUUCCUCAUCAAACCUCUCUUCUCCGCCGCCAUGAGCGCCUGCCCCUACCGAAAGGACUUUUACAGUAAACUUGGGGAUGACCAGCCGAGAGUGCAGAAGGAAUUAGACGUAUGGCUGACUGCUCUGGAGGAGAGGUUGAAGAUCUUGAAUGUUUUUCUAUCGAGCAAGGAGGUGAAAUGGUAG